Molecule: messenger RNA, 219 nt
Organism: Colletotrichum abscissum
Lineage: Eukaryota; Fungi; Ascomycota; Sordariomycetes; Glomerellales; Glomerellaceae
Product: pisatin demethylase
Exons: 2
Coding region: 1-219 (72 amino acids)
Molecular function (GO): iron ion binding; oxidoreductase activity, acting on paired donors, with incorporation or reduction of molecular oxygen; monooxygenase activity
Source: RefSeq, a predicted model, not a curated record
AUGGAAGGAACGCUCGAAAUUAUGGUUGAGCAUGGGAAGUGGAAAUGUCUGGGGAGGAACGUGGCGAUGAUGGAACUGCAUCAGGUCUUCAUCGAGUUGCUGCGAAUGUAUGAUCUGGUCCUGUGUGAACCGACGAAGCCGUGGAAGUCAUUGAAUUACGGGAUGUUCCUGCAGUCUCAGUUCUGGAUCGAGGCAUAUGCCAUAAGAGAACACGUAUAA